This is a messenger RNA of Schizosaccharomyces octosporus yFS286, 1090 nucleotides long. Its product is annotated as programmed cell death protein. The transcript has 2 exons. Bases 102 to 926 code for a protein of 274 amino acids. The record is from RefSeq and is a predicted model, not a curated record. Gene Ontology annotation, cellular component: nucleus; cytoplasm. NCBI's taxonomy places the organism in Eukaryota, Fungi, Ascomycota, Schizosaccharomycetes, Schizosaccharomycetales, Schizosaccharomycetaceae.
UUCUAAACAGUCCGUAAUAGUCCUUACACCUAACCAAACACCAAGCGAGCGUCUUUCAUUGCUCGCAUAAUUGAUGUACUUUGUGAACUAAAUUUAAAAAAAUGGAAGACAUAGAUCUAGGUUUUUUGGCAGAAGGUAGUCUCAACCAAAGUGAUUUGCUUGACGUGGAAUGUAGUCGCAUUGGGGGACCUCCUUUACUACUCCGGUCGAAAGAUGUAACUUCUUUAAAGGAAAAAUGUGGUUCUAAUAUGGACCUUUUGUUACAAAUGUACGCUCCGAAGAACAAUGAUGGUUCAUUUCACCGGAUCAUUUAUGUCUUCGCAAGCAAUGAGGAUAAAGCUCUAGAGGAAGGAUGGACGAACGGGAUUCGUGUAUUCAGAGGUCAGGCUUCAGAAUCUGAAUUUGAAAAUCUUGAUCUUACAUUAGAUGACAAUGCGAAAUCAAAGCUUUGUGAUCCACGUGAAAUAGAGGUGGAUUCUGAACCAUCUAACGAAGCAUCGGAAAUCGAACCAAAAGUUCUUGAGAAUCUCACAGUGGAAACCGAAAAUCCAACAAACGAGCCUUAUACAAAACCUACUGGUGAUACCUCCUUUCUCAAAUUUCAGAAGCGUAUUUCCAGAGCCCCAGAUCAAAUACUACGCUAUUAUCAUUCUGAUUCAUCCGAGCCUCUAUGGUGUAAUAAGGAUGGAAUCCCUACCAAUGUUCCCAACUGUUCUUGCGGCGCAAAGCGGAUUCUAGAAACACAAAUCCUUUCUACUUUACUAACUGAAUUGAAUAUCGAUCACUCUUCGGAAAAUGCGCUUGACUGGGGUGUUCUUGCUAUUUACACAUGCUCUGAAUCUUGUGAUUUAGCAAAUAAGGGCAUCGCUGAAGAAGUAUGCUGGCUUCAGAAGUUUUCUGAACAAGGUAUAGAAGCGCCUGAGUAAGGGAAACGCGGUAGUAUUACACUUGGGUUAAGAGUUUGAUUUUGGUAUUGGUUACUUGGGAUUUUUGUUUUUAUUUUUAGCAAAAUUAAUUGACGCAUCAUUGACUUGUCCAUGCCGUUCUGUACACCAUCAAUUAUAAAACGCUUAUUUUCCGUAAAUAACAC